Populus euphratica (Euphrates poplar) is the source of this 908-nucleotide messenger RNA. Its product is annotated as E3 ubiquitin-protein ligase RNF170-like. The record is from RefSeq and is a predicted model, not a curated record. Bases 235 to 594 code for a protein of 119 amino acids. The transcript has 2 exons. Gene Ontology annotation, molecular function: ubiquitin protein ligase activity. Lineage: Eukaryota; Viridiplantae; Streptophyta; Magnoliopsida; Malpighiales; Salicaceae.
UAACAAUAUAAAUUAUUACCUGCUCCUCUGUCUAUGAAAAACAUAGAUAAAUGGAACGGGAAUUUAUAGACUGAGGCCGUUGUUGGAUUAUUAUUAUUAUUAUUAUUAUUUAUUAAAAAACGUAGAAAUCUUAUUCGUCAACAUUUUUAGUUUCCCAAAACGAAAGACGGUGGAAAUCGAAAAAUCUAAGUGUUAAGCAAAGAAAGAAGAACGAAACAAACAGAGAAGGAAGCAAUGGAUGGACCUCCGGUGAAUGAUUUUUGCUCCAUAUGCCAUGGACAUUUCAACAUUGCUUGCCAGGCCAAUUGCUCUCAUUGGUUUUGUGGUGAUUGUAUUAUGCUUGUUUGGCAUCAUGGAUCCGUACUCCAGCCAUGUAAAUGUCCACUGUGUCGUCGGCAGAUUACAUUGCUGGUUCCUGGUGAAGCUUCAUUAAGGGAGCGCAGUGAUCCUGAUGCUGCUGAGGUUCUUGGAAAAAUUGAAAGAUACAAUCAUCUUUUUGCUGGAAAUACCAGUGGUCUCAUUCAGGCAUGUAGAUUUAAGUGUCUCAGUGUCUUGUAUAUAAUAAAUUGUUCCUUGCAACUAAUAUCGCCUUAAACAAUGCAACCUUAUUCUAAUCACAAUCAAAAGGCAACAGCCAAAACAAAGGACAGAUAUUGAUUUUUGUUAUGGAAUGCAUGUCUUUCUUGUGGAAGUUUAAGAGGAUUUUUUUCCCCAACAGUUAUUCGGAAUUUGGUCCUUAGAUUCGGUGUUAUUACCUUCUCACUGCGCCUUCCAAAUUCUUGUCUGUCCUCCCUCCCUUCUUUCAUGCUGCAAUCUCAGCUGCCACACUGUUUCUCUGUUGAUAGUAGUUGCUCUACUUCCUAGCUUUAGAGAAAGAAUAUGAGAAGAAGAAUAGUUGCUUUACUUUG